Messenger RNA from Xenia sp. Carnegie-2017, 3968 nucleotides. Its product is annotated as coatomer subunit alpha-like. The transcript is spliced from 37 exons. Lineage: Eukaryota; Metazoa; Cnidaria; Anthozoa; Malacalcyonacea; Xeniidae. Gene Ontology annotation, cellular component: COPI vesicle coat. The coding region runs from base 156 to 3821 and encodes 1221 amino acids. The record is from RefSeq and is a predicted model, not a curated record. Gene Ontology annotation, biological process: intra-Golgi vesicle-mediated transport; intracellular protein transport; endoplasmic reticulum to Golgi vesicle-mediated transport. Gene Ontology annotation, molecular function: protein binding; structural molecule activity.
GCUAGUGCGACGUGUCCAAAACUUCGUCUGUCUGGGAAUAGUGCAUGGCCUAUUUGUUCAACAAAAUAUAUUUAUUUGUUGUGAUUGACGAGUAAAAAAUCGAUUUUGAGAUCACAUACUGCUACCGCAAGUAGAGUUUCAUUCUUUAGUGAAGAAUGUUGACUAAAUUUGAGACGAAGUCGGCUCGUGUUAAAGGUAUAACUUUCCAUCCCAAACGACCAUGGAUUUUGGCUAGUCUUCACAAUGGUGUUAUUCAACUGUGGGAUUAUCGAAUGUGUACAUUACUAGAGCGUUUUGAUGAGCAUGAUGGUCCUGUUCGAGGCAUUGAUUUCCAUAGCAACCAACCAUUAUUUGUUUCCGGUGGUGACGAUUAUAAGAUCAAAGUUUGGAAUUACAAGCAGAAGAAAUGUUUGUUUACUUUGCUUGGACAUUUGGAUUAUAUAAGAACAACAUUCUUUCAUCAUGAGUAUCCAUGGAUUGUGAGCUGUUCUGAUGAUCAGACAAUAAGAAUCUGGAACUGGCAAUCAAGAACCUGUAUUUGCGUUCUCACAGGUCACAAUCAUUACGUCAUGUGUGCUCGUUUUCAUCCCAACGAGGAUCUCGUGGCAUCGGCAUCUUUGGAUCAAACGGUACGUGUGUGGGAUAUCUCGGGCCUUCGUAAGAAGACUGUUGCUCCUGGAUCGCAAGGGAUCGAAGAGAGGCUCAGGAGUGUUCAUCAAACUGAACUGUUUGGUCAGUCAGACUCCAUUGUGAAGCAUGUACUAGAGGGUCAUGAUCGCGGUGUGAACUGGGUUUCUUUUCAUCCUACAAUGCCUUUACUUGUUUCUGCUGCUGAUGACCGACAGGUGAAGCUAUGGAGGAUGAACGAUUCCAAAGCCUGGGAGGUCGAUACUUGUCGUGGUCAUUACAAUAACGUUUCCUGUACGCUGUUUCAUCCACGACAGGAACUCAUUUUGAGUAAUUCUGAAGACAAAAGUAUCCGAGUUUGGGAUAUGUCAAAAAGGACAGGAGUUCAAACAUUUCGUCGCGAGCAUGAUAGAUUUUGGGUCAUGGCAGCACAUCCAUCCUUAAAUCUUUUUGCUGCAGGUCACGACAGUGGUAUGCUCGUCUUUAAAUUAGAAAGAGAACGACCUCCAUAUGCUGUCCAUGGCAACACACUUUAUUACGUUAAGGAACGAUACCUAAGGAUGUAUGAAUUUGGUACAUCUAAAGACGUCGCCGUAAUGCAGUUGAAAAGAAGCCCGUCUAGAACACCGUAUUUUGGUCUGUCUUAUAAUCCGGCUGAAAAUUGCAUCUUACUCGUGCAGAGCUCGACAUCGGCGACAGACAAUAGUGCAUACGAACUUCAUGCUGUACCCAAAGACUUCGACAGUAGUAACCCUGAUGUUUCAGAUGGCAAGCGCUCGCCAGGUAUUACGGCGGUUUGGGUGGCUAGGAAUAGAUUUGCUGUCCUUGAUAAAACCCACACGCUGCUCAUAAAAAAUCUGAAAAAUGAAGUGACCAAGAAGAUACCGACGCCACCUUGUGAUACUAUAUUCUAUGCUGGUACCGGAAGCUUGUUGUUGAGAGAUCCAGAGUCUGUGACUCUUUUUGAUGUCCAACAAAAACGAUCGAUGGGUGUUGCCAAAGUUGCGAAAGUGAAAUAUGUUAUUUGGUCAGCGGAUAUGGCCUACGUUGCCCUUUUGAGCAAACACAUUGUUUCUAUUUGUAACCGCAAGCUGGAAUCUUUGAGCACUAUUCAUGAAAACAUUCGGGUGAAAAGCGGAGCAUGGGACGAAAAUGGCGUCUUUAUUUACACGACAUGUAACCACAUCAAAUACGCUUUGCUGAACGGUGACCAUGGUAUCAUUCGCACACUUGAUCUGCCAAUCUACAUCACCAAAAUAAAGGGAAGCAACGUCUAUUGUCUCGAUCGAGAAUGCAAGACAAGAAUGCUGGGCAUCGAUCCGACCGAAUACAAGUUCAAAUUAGCUUUGGUCAAUCGCAAGUACGACGAGGUGUUGCACAUGGUUAGAAAUGCAAAGUUGGUUGGACAGUCAAUUAUAGCCUACCUACAACAGAAAGGUUAUCCUGAAGUCGCUCUACAUUUCGUUAAAGAUGAACGAACAAGAUUCGGUCUCGCCCUCGAAUGUGGAAAUAUCGAAGCUGCUUUAGAAGCUGCCCGAAGCCUGGAUGACAAGACGUGCUGGGAAAAAUUGGGUGCUGUUGCCUUGCGUCAAGGAAAUCAUCAGAUUGUGGAGAUGGCCUACCAACGAACGAAGAAUUUCGAGAAAUUGUCUUUCUUGUAUCUUAUUACCGGAAAUGUGGAAAAACUUAGAAAGAUGAUGAAGAUAUCUGAAAUUCGUAAGGAUGUCAGUGGUCAAUACCACAAUGCAUUGUUCGCCGGAGAUGUCGAAGAACGCGUGAAACUUUUAAAGUCGUUAGGCCAAGGUUCUUUGGCUUACCUUACUGCCGCUACUCAUGGUUUGCAAGAGGAAAGUGAAACCAUCAAGACCGAAUUCAAUUUGGACUCUGCAAAGGUACCUGCAGUGAAUCCGAAUGCCCGCCUCUUGCGGCCCGCAGUUCCUGUUUUACCAAACGAAGGAAACUGGCCUCUUUUGACUGUGUCGAAGAGCGUAUUUGAGGGAGCUAUUGGAAAAGGUUCCGCCACAGCGAUGGACACAGAUAACGUCCUGGAUGAUGGUAAUGAAGGAUGGGGAUCUGACGCUGACCUAGACGACGAGGAUGACGAGUUCAAGGAACCUCGUGGUGAUGAUGAUAUAGUUGGGGACGAUGAUGGACCGGGUUGGGAUGUUGACGAUGAAGAUCUUGAUCUACCUGAUUUGGAAGGAGGUCCGGUUGAGACUGAAGGUGGCGAAGGUUAUUUCAUCCCGCCCAACAAAGGAAUUAGUCAGGGACAGAUUUGGUGUAAUAAUUCCCAACUUCCUGUUGAUCACAUAAUGGGCGGAUCUUUUGAAAGUGCAAUGAGGUUGUUACACAACCAGUUGGGUGUCGUAGAUUUUGCACCUUAUAAAUCAUUGUUUCUCUCAACGUUCUCUCGGUCACGUGUGGCUUUCACUGCAAUGCCUGGAAUGCCGACGAUGUUUGCUUUUCCACAUAGAAAUUGGAAGGAAGCUGGAGCCCGCAAUGGUCUUCCUGCUGUUGGUGUAAAGCUGAGCACGCUUGUACAGCGGUUGCAGACUGCCUAUCAACUCACGACCGGAGGAAAAUUCCAAGAAGCCGCUGAGAAGUUCCACGAGAUCUUACUUCAUGUCACUCUUCUUGUAGUGGACUCCAAGCAGGAAAUUAGCGAGGCUCAGCAACUUUUGAACAUCUGUAGCGAAUACAUCCUAGGAUUGCAAAUGGAAAUCAAACGUAAAAGUCUGCCGAAGGGAACUUUAGAAGAGCAGAAAAGACAUUGUGAAAUGGCGGCGUAUUUUACGCACUGUAAUCUUCAACCUGUACAUCAGAUCUUAACAUUGAGAACAGCUUUGAAUCUUUUCUUCAAAUUGAAGAACUAUAAGACAGCGUCCACUUUCGCCCGGCGUUUAUUAGAACUGGGACCUCGUCCUGACGUUGCUACACAGACUCGCAAAAUUCUUCAAGCAUGCGACAAGAACCCUACGGAUACACACGAACUCCUUUAUGAUCCUCAAAAUCCAUUCACAAUCUGUGGGGCGACCUACAAACCAAUAUACAGGGGCAAGCCACAAGAGAAGUCUCCUCUUUGUCAGACGUCGUACUUUCCUGAAUACAAAGGAAAGGUUUGCAAGAUCAGCAAGGUUGCUGAAAUUGGAAAGGAUUCGAUUGGCUUGAGGAUUAGCACGUCUCAAUUCCGUUGAAAAACUUAAUGAAAUUUCCUUUCAGACUACCAAAAUGUCUAGAUUUUGAAAGCUAAAAUUUUUAUGAUUCUAUGAACCAUUACUUAUGAAGUUCCCUAUAGUUUCCAUGGUGUACACCGUAAAUAAAAAUAUAUUAGUUCCAUUGUA